This is a messenger RNA of Saccoglossus kowalevskii, 696 nucleotides long. RefSeq lists its product as uncharacterized. NCBI's taxonomy places the organism in Eukaryota, Metazoa, Hemichordata, Enteropneusta, Harrimaniidae. The record is from RefSeq and is a predicted model, not a curated record.
AUGAAGGCCUUCUCACGAAAUUCUGUUUGGUGGCCAUAUCUGGACAAGGAUAUUGAAGCUACUGUGCAGAGUUGUAAUGCAUGCCAGAUCAAUGCUAAACUACCACCCACAACGCCCAUGCAUCCAUGGGAAUAUCCUAAAGGACCUUGGGAUCGUGUUCACAUUGACUUCGCAGGACCUUUCCUGAACCGAAUGUUUCUCAUUGUGACUGACGCUUAUUCCAAGUGGAUGGAGGUAAUUCCAAUGGUUAGUACAACAUCAGAAGCUACAAUAAAUGAACUGAGAGGACUGUUCUCAUCACAGGGAUUACCAACUACACUGGUAUCAGACAACGGUUCCCAAUUCACAAGCAGAGAAUUUCAAGCAUUUAUGAAUGCAAAUGGUAUUAUCCAUUUAACGUGGAGACCACCAUAUCAUCCUCGAUCAAAUGGCCUGGCAGAACGAUCGGUUCAGAUGUUCAAGGAAGGAAUGAAAAAGCUUUGUAGUGGGAGUGUGGAAACAAAGUUAUCAAGAUUUCAGUUCAAAUAUAGAGUGACGCCACACUCUACGACAGGUAAAACGCCUGCAGAGCUACUUAUGGGACGAAAAUUAAGGACACAUUUGGACUUACUACAACCGAAUGAGCGAUCAACUGUACUUCGUGCUCAAGCAAAGCAAAAAUCUGGGCAUGACACACAUACAGUCCAGAGAGUUUGA